CCAUGGUAUCUUAUCCCACGGAUAUUCGUAUCGCCUUAAGCAGAGGAGCCCUAAAUUCGCCAUAGCCAAGGGUUUGCGAGCGAGCACAGCAGCGCUGUUGUUGAGCGAUUUCGUCCGCCGCGCCUCUCGACUUCUUCUUUUUGUCGAUUUUCCUGCCACUGCCGAAGGAUUGAAAGGGUACUGCGCAUCGUGUUUUUCAUCUUUGCCGUGCCUGCGCCUUUGAUUGCAUCAUCAUUUUUCGAGUCAUUCAAGCUGGUUCCUCACAGCAAAGGGGAUUUUGUUUUCCAUCUGAGAUAUGUGUCAUUUUUGAGUGCCUGCCAUGCGCACUUGUGCGUCGUUUCCUCGCCAUGGUUUUUACCUCGCCCCUGUGGUCUGGCUUGAAUUGCCUGGUCCUUCCCGGGUCCGGUGUAGAGGGCGGUUAAGUCUGUGUGAAACUCGCAGCCAUUUUGGCUAUUGCUGCUCUCGAUACUCCAGAGACAAAGGUGGAGGCUGGUAUCAUUUAGUUAAGGGAAGCUAGCUUGUAGUUUUUUUUUUUCUUGUUCUUCGUGUUUCUGGUGACCACCGAAAGCGUGAGAUGGACUGCUCAAUGGCAAGCUCUGCUGCUGCUGCUGCUGAUGAAGCCGGAAGACUGGAAGACAUUGAAGCUGUAACGGCACAACUCUGGUCCGUGAAAGUUGCCGACUUCUCGGAGUUUGUUAUGGAACGUCCCGAGGCCGCCUGCAAAGAAGAGAAGAUUGAGGCCGCCUGCGAGAUUGCUGCCGAAGGCUCGUCUGCCUUGAAGCAUGGUUUUUCGCCGUCGUGGCUCUGUGCAAUCUGUCUGGAGAAGAUACGAGUGGAAGACACGGCACAAAUCAAAGGCUGCGACCAUGCUUACUGUGCGAACUGCAUCCUGAGAUGGGCUUCCUACAAGGAAAGUCCAUGGUGUCCUCAGUGCAAGCUUCCAUUUUCUUCUUUGUUUGUCUGCAAGACACUUGAUGGAAGGAUGAGUGACUUCAUGGUUGAAGAGAGCGUUUGUCUUCUGCUGAGGUCCACCUGGUUCAAGCCUCUCCCUCCUGCAGCCGCUCAAGAGCCAGAAGACGUUGAGGAUUACCAGGACGAGGAUGAGCUUUACGAAGAAGAGUAUUACUACACUUCGAACGUCCGGCUGGGUAACAGGCGGUGGGGUGACAGUGGCUAUGUUCGUGGUGGGAGAAAGGAAGCACGCCCAGUAAGUGUUCGUCAGGUGACAGCCGGUGAAGGAAGUGCUUCAGGCGGUGGCAAGGGAAAAGACGUCGUGAAAGAAAGCGUGAGCGUUGGACGACGAGCGAAACGGGCUCAGAAGCGUGUGGAAGCUGAGCUCAAGCUCAAGCAGAAGGAUUGCAGCGACAGCACGCUCGUCUAGUGUCAAUCAAGAGACGGCACAGGAAUAAGAUCCGAUCCAGGGACGGCACAGGAAUAAGAUCCACUCAGAAGCUUUUUGGCUGGAAGUCUAAAGGUUCCUCUUUACGAUACAAUAGAAAACAAGCUUGUGGUAUAGUUUUUCCUCGUUUUAUAUUGUGGCAAGUGAAAGGUCAGGGGUUUCUAUUCAA
Molecule: messenger RNA, 1568 nt
Organism: Selaginella moellendorffii
Lineage: Eukaryota; Viridiplantae; Streptophyta; Lycopodiopsida; Selaginellales; Selaginellaceae
Exons: 6
Coding region: 575-1381 (268 amino acids)
Source: RefSeq, a predicted model, not a curated record